AUGGCCUACGCCACAUCCUCCAUGCCCCCUCGCCCUGUGAAGACGCUGAAGAAGCAGUGGCUGGAAGCACUGGCUGUCAUGCACUAUGUGCUUGCUAUCGUGGCCCUAGUCCCUUUCUCCAUUGUUCUUCUCCUCUUCCUCCUCUUCACACGGCUCUGGCCUCUGUCUGUCCUCUACAUGCUGUGGAUCUACCUGGACCGGGACACACCCAGCCAAGGGGGAAGGCGAUUUGUGUGGCCAAGGACCUGGGCCAUCUGGAAACACCAAAGGGAUUACUUUCCUAUCAAGCUGGUGAAGACAGCAGAGCUGCCCCCCAGCCAGAACUACGUGCUGGGAUCCCACCCCCACGGGGUCAUGUGCACCGGAGCGUUCUGUAACUUCACCACCGAGUGCAAUGACUUCUCCCGGCUCUUCCCGGGGCUGCAGCCCUGGCUAGCCACACUGACCAGUGUCUACUACAUCCCAAUCUUCCGGGACUACAUCAUGGCUGCUGGACUGCGUCCCGUGAGCCGCCAGAGCCUGGACUUUGUCCUCUCUCAGCCCCAGCGGGGCCAGGCAGUGGUCAUCAUGAUUGGAGGAGGCAAGGAACUCUUAACCACGGCCCCAGGACGGCACUUAGCCAAGCUCCAUGAUCGCAAAGGCUUCGUGCGCCUGGCACUGAGAUAUGGGGCCUCCCUGGUACCUGUGUACUCCUUUGGGGAGAAUGACAUCUUCAAAACUAAGGCUUUUAUCGAAGGCUCCUGGCAGCACCUGUGCCAGUCCCUCUACCAUGAGAUCACUGGUUUGCCUUUCUACGUCUUCUGGGGCCGUGGUCUCUUCUCGCCCAACUCCUGGGGUCUGCUGCCCCUGCCCGUGCCCAUCACCACCGUGGUGGGCAGCCCCAUCCCCGUGCCCCAGUGCAGCAAUGCCAGCGAGGAGCAAGUUGACCACUACCACAGGCUCUACAUGGACGCCCUGGAGCGGCUGUUUGAGGAGCACAAGGAGAGCUGCGGGGUCCCUGCCUCUACCCGCCUCACCUUCUUCUAG
Lepus europaeus (European hare) is the source of this 1026-nucleotide messenger RNA. Its product is annotated as 2-acylglycerol O-acyltransferase 3-like. The transcript is spliced from 7 exons. The record is from RefSeq and is a predicted model, not a curated record. Bases 1 to 1026 code for a protein of 341 amino acids. Lineage: Eukaryota; Metazoa; Chordata; Mammalia; Lagomorpha; Leporidae. Gene Ontology annotation, biological process: triglyceride biosynthetic process. Gene Ontology annotation, cellular component: endoplasmic reticulum membrane. Gene Ontology annotation, molecular function: diacylglycerol O-acyltransferase activity.